AUGUCAUUCCUAUCAUUUCUUAUUCUGGCUCUUCUUCCCUAUUUUUUCGUAGCCUUGCUCUUCCUUUUUUCUUCUUAUCCUUGCUCUUCUUCCCUAUUUUUUCGUAUCCUUGCUCUUCCUUUUUUCUUCUUAUCCUUGCUCUUCUUCCCGAUUUUUUUCAUUUUUGCUCUUCUUUUUUUUAGUUUUUCUAUUUUUGAACAUCCUUGCUCUCCUUACCCAUCUUUCUUAUCCUUGCUCUUCCUUACUAUUUAUUCUCAUCGUUUCUCCUCUAUCCUAUUAUUUUAUAAUCGUUGCAUUUCCUUAUUUUUUUUCAUUUUUGCUCUUCUUCCCUAUUUUCUUUCUUUCUUUCUUUUUUCUUUCUUUCUUCUUUUUCUAGUUUUCUUUCUUUUUUCUUUCUUUCUUUCUUUUUUAUUUCUUUCUUUCUUUUUUCUUUCUUUCUUCUUUUUCCAGUUUUCUUUCUUUCUUUCUUGUUUGCUUCUUUUUCCAGUUUUCUUUCUUUCUUUCUUUCUUUCUUUCUUGUUUGCUUCUUUUUCCAGUUUUCUUUCUUUCUUUCUUUUUUUCCAGUUUUCUUCCUUUCUUUCUUUCUUCUUUUUCCAGUUUUCUUUCUUUCUUUCUUUCUUUCUUUCUUGCUUCUUUUUCCAGUUUUCUUCCUUUCUUUCUUUCUUCUUUUCCAGUUUUUUUUUUUUUUUCUUUCUUCUUUUUCCAGUUUUCUUUCUUUCUUUCUUCCUUUCUUUCUUCUUUUUCCAGUUUUCUUUCUUUCUUUCUUUCUUCUUUUUCCAGUUUUCUUUCUUUCUUUCUUCUUUUUCCAGUUUUCUUUCUUUCUUGCUUCUUUUUCCAGUUUUCUUUCUUUCUUUCUUUCUUCCUUUCUUCUUUUUCCAGUUUUCUUUCUUUCUUUCUUCUUUUUCCAGUUUUCUUUCUUUCUUUCUUCUUUUUCCAGUUUUCUUUCUUUCUUUCUUUCUUCUUUUUCCAGUUUUCUUUUUUUCUUUCUUUCUUUCUUCUUUUUCCAGUUUUCUUUCUUUCUUUUUUUCUUUCUUUCUUGCUUGCUUCUUUUUCCAGUUUUCUUUCUUUCUUUCUUUCUUUCUAAUACAUGUUGAAAUCUGCGUUCACUUCAUUUUGCAUCACGUGACACACGUUCUUUUAGCUGGGCAAAUCGCAGAGCGUGCAUUCUUUAAGCCAGCAAAUGAAGAUCACGCACUUGAGAAUGUGGGCCCUCAAGAAGCCUGUCUUACUCUUUUUUCUUCCUCUCUUUGUCUCCUUCUUAUUCAUCACCGUUUUUCUUCUCUCUCUCUCUCUUUCUCUCUCUCUCUCAAACCACCUCAAAAGCAAUGGAUGCUGCUUUUUCAUAAAAUAGAAAUUAAGAAAAGCGGACAUGUUGGACCAUUCUUACAUCUAUCUAUCUAUCUAUCUAUCUAUCUAUCUAUCUAUCUAUCUAUCUAUCUAAUAAAAUAA
Messenger RNA from Acanthosepion pharaonis, 1449 nucleotides. NCBI's taxonomy places the organism in Eukaryota, Metazoa, Mollusca, Cephalopoda, Sepiida, Sepiidae. The record is from the annotation of a GenBank genome assembly.